AUGGAGGAAAUCGGAAGGUCAUGCCCUAGAGGCCAUUGGAGACCUGCCGAAGAUGAAAAGCUUCGCCAGCUUGUACAACAGUAUGGUCCUCAGAACUGGAACACAAUUGCUGAGAAGCUUCAAGGGAGAUCAGGAAAGAGUUGCAGAUUGAGAUGGUUUAAUCAACUUGAUCCUCGAAUAAACCGAGGACCAUUUACCCAAGAAGAAGAAGAAAGGCUUUUGGCAGCUCAUCGGUUACAAGGUAACAAAUGGGCCCUCAUCUCAAGGUUAUUUCCGGGUCGAACCGACAAUGCCGUCAAGAAUCAUUGGCAUGUUAUUAUGGCACGAAAGCAACGGGAAAAAUCCAAGCUUUUUGACAGCGGUUUUCACCAACGGCCCUUGAGCUCUGAUGAAGAUUCUAGCUCGAAUUAUUUUAUGAAAUACGAAAAUGGAGGUAAGGAAAAGAUUACUUCAUGGAGUUGUAUGAUACCGUCAACCAUGUCAGCAGCCGAAAGAUCAUCUUCAAUAGAGUUUAUUGGAAAAGAAGAAGGUAAAGGUUGCUUUAAUUCUAGAAUGUAUCACCAUAGCAAUUCAGAGGUUUCAAAUAGUUCACCAGACCAUUCGUUUUUCCGUAAUUAUGUUGGAGUAUAUAGAGUCGCUAGUGACUGUCAAGCUCGCAAGAAGGCCACAUUUUUAAGUCCCUUCGGAAGUUGUUGCCGUAACUUGCAGUCGCUGGUCAAAAUCCGAGACACCAUCCAGCAAGAAAGAGAAAAUGAUGAAACCAUAGAUCACAAGGACAUACCCUUCAUAGAUUUUCUUGGUGUGGGAAUUUCUUCUUGA
Messenger RNA from Cynara cardunculus var. scolymus (artichoke), 819 nucleotides. RefSeq names its product transcription factor MYB54-like. Gene Ontology annotation, biological process: regulation of DNA-templated transcription. Gene Ontology annotation, cellular component: nucleus. The record is from RefSeq and is a predicted model, not a curated record. Gene Ontology annotation, molecular function: DNA-binding transcription factor activity, RNA polymerase II-specific; RNA polymerase II cis-regulatory region sequence-specific DNA binding. Bases 1 to 819 code for a protein of 272 amino acids. The transcript has 2 exons. NCBI's taxonomy places the organism in Eukaryota, Viridiplantae, Streptophyta, Magnoliopsida, Asterales, Asteraceae.